Molecule: messenger RNA, 1448 nt
Organism: Quercus robur (English oak)
Lineage: Eukaryota; Viridiplantae; Streptophyta; Magnoliopsida; Fagales; Fagaceae
Product: transcription initiation factor TFIID subunit 14b
Exons: 6
Coding region: 246-1025 (259 amino acids)
Biological process (GO): regulation of DNA-templated transcription
Source: RefSeq, a predicted model, not a curated record
UUACACUUUACAGCUGACAAGCUCUAUUCAUAAACGGCUCGUUUCUGAACUUCCUAGGAAAUGUAGAAAACUAAACCGUUUAAAACCCUAACCUAACCCGUUAACCCCAUUGUUUCAACUCUCAAGCAUGAUUCACGAAGCCCCAAUGCAUACAAAAUUCACCGAUUCAAAUCGAAGACCCUUAAUACUAAAUUAAUAAACCUCUUUUUCGUUUUUGUGUUUCAAAGAAAAUCGAACUCCUAAAAAUGUCACACUCACACCUCACAAUUUCAGCAAGAAAACAAGGCGAAUACCAGUCCGAUGAUGGUGCUUCUGCUGCCCCAAAGCAACCUCGUCUCAAAUUUGGGAAGUCCGCUGAAGAUACCGACAAAAAGGGUGCAAACAGGAGGCUUAAGGAUGUUGAAAUUUGUGUUCCAAUAGUAUAUGGAACAAUUGCAUUUUAUCUCGGUAGAAAGGCCAGUGAGUCUCAGUCGCACAAGUGGACUGUGUAUGUACGUGGGGCAACAAAUGAGGAUCUUGGGGCGGUGAUAAAACGGGUGGUAUUUCAGUUGCAUCCUAGUUUCAAUAACCCUACAAGAGUGGUUGAAUCGCCCCCAUUUGAGUUAUCAGAAUGCGGAUGGGGUGAAUUUGAAAUUGCCAUCAGCCUUUUUUUCCAUAGCGACGUCUGCGAUAAACAAGUGGAUUUGUAUCACCAUUUGAAGUUAUAUCCUGAAGAUGAAUCUGGCCCCCAGUCAACCAAGAAACCUGUUGUAAUGGAAUCAUACAAUGAAAUUGUAUUCCCUGAUCCAUCAGAGAAUUUUUUGGCUCGUGUGCAGAAUCAUCCAGCUGUUAUUGUGCCUCGGCUGCCUGCUGGUUUUAACUUGCCUGAUCCUGUGCCAAUUGAGAACUUGCAUGAAAAGGAAAAGGGUGAUACCAAAGAUCAUCCCCAUAGUCAGUGGUUCAUGAAUUUCUCAGAGGCCGACGAGCUUUUGAAACUGGCAGCAGCUCGUCAGCAGGUUAGAAUAAGUACAAGCGCAUAUUAUUAAGCUGAGAAGACAAUUGAGUAUGAUGGAUGGGCUGCCUCAACUGUCGAAACCACCCACUGGUUAUGAAUUUACAUGAUCAUAGGCUGUUCAGAGUGUGGUGGGUAGUACACAUGGUCACCCAUGUAUAUAGUAGAAGACAUGAUACAUAUAAUGUAAUGUACACAUCUUGGUAGUUCUGUUCUAGGGACCGUCAAUUGUUGACUGAUGUUUAGCAUAUUGAAAUAUGGAUGGUUAUGUAGCAUCGCAGAACCUGAGUAGUGUAUAUAUGUGCUUUUAAUUUCUUGGUAUGUUAGGAUAGAUAAUUUCCCACUUGAUAUAUUCAUCUCUAAUGUCAUGGGAGCUGGUAUUAUUAUGAAACUGAAGCUAAGACAUUUAGGAUAUGCUUUCAAUUUUAGAUUGAAGAAAUAAAGAUCCUUUUUCUAA